ACACUUGUACAUUUGUAGUUUUACACUUGUACAUUUGUAGUUUUACUGUUGUACAUUUGUAGUUUUAUACUUGUACAUUUGUAGUUUUCAGUUGUACAUUUGAUUUGUUCAUGUUUAAAAUCUUGUGAAUCAGUCGUGUAUUUGUGAUGUCACCGUGUGGGUGUGAGAGGAAACAAACGUCUACAGCUUCACUCGACUCCUGAACGCCACAAGAUGUCCUCCCUGGACCUGGCCUUGUUCCUGAACCAGACUCUGGACCCUCUGGACUCUCUGGACCCUCUGGAGGACUACGGGGAGGAAGUGGACUACUCAGACUAUUACAACGGCACGUGGGAGGGUUUGUGUGACACCGUCCAGAACCGGAGCCUGGUCCUGGUCCUGGGUCCGUACGUCCACUCUGUGAUCUGUGUCCUGGGUCUGAUCGGGAACUGCCUCAUGCUCGUCCCCCUGUACUGCGCCCCCAAACCCUCCAUCACCCAGGUGCUGCUCCUGCACUUGGCCCUGGCAGAUCUGGUUAUAGUCCUGGUCUUGCCGGGUUUGGUGGUGAUGGAACUGGGGGGGUGGUCAGACGGGGGGGCGGGGUGUAAGAUGUUGAGGGGCGGGUACAGCAUGAGUUUCUACGGCGCCGCCCUGCUGCUGGCGGCGGUGAGCGCGGACCGAUACGCGGCCGUCGUGCACGCGCGCAGACGGCUCAGUGCGAGCUCACAGGCGCCACGCCACCUCGUGUGCGCCCUCGUGUGGUUCUGUGCAGUACUGCUCAGUCUGCCCAACUUCAUCUUCUACGAGAGCUACGUGCCCAAGCACCACGAGGUGAUGGAGCUGGAGGCUCUGAACCAGACCUCGGACCAGCCCUCCUACUACUCUGGCCCCGCCCCCAUGGUGUGCGACCUGCGGCUGCCUGACAUCAUGAGUUCGUACUCGGUUAUGUUUUCGGUGCUGCAGAUCACGUUGGGGUUUGUGGUUCCGCUCAUCGUCAUGGGCUUAUUCAUCGCGGUGACGCUGCUGAAGGGGCGGGGCCUGAGCGGCAAGGGGCGGGGCUUCAGGAGAGAGCUCGCCGUUCCUCUUCAGGAGAAAGCACCAAGGGGCGGAGCUUCAGGAGACAGCGUCCGCCUGGUCCUGAUGGUGGCGCUGGUGUUCAUCUUAUGCCACGCCCCCUUCAACGUUGUGCUGCUGAUCCACACGCUGCAGAAGUUCAAACCCAGCGACUGUGAGUCCGUGGAUCGCCUGGAGAUGGCGCUGUCGCUCACUCAGACCCUGGCUCUUCUUCACUGCGUGCUGAACCCGCUGCUGUACGGCUUUAACAGCGCCUCCUUCAGGACGCGCUUCUGCGGCGUCCUGCACAAGCUCCAGCGACAGAGACGCCUGUCCUCCACCAGCCAAUCAGAGCGCAGCACGCACUACACGCUCUGACCAAUCACACGCAGAGAACCUCCCUCAGCCCCGCCCCCUCCUCCCUGUGACAUCACCACACCACCACCUGCUCCCUCAGAACUUCAGGAGGUCUUCAGGUCUUCAGGAGGACUUCAGGUCUUCAGGAGGACUUCAGGUCUUCAGGAGGACUUCAGGUCUUCAGGAGGUCUUCAGGUCUUCAGGAGGACUUCAGGUCUUCAGGAGGUCUUCAGGUCUUCAGGACUUCAGUCUUCAGGAUCUCUUGUCUCUGUUUCUGUUUCUGCAUAAAACCUCUGAAACAUUGAGUUGUGUUUAAUCUGAUGAAGAAACCAGAACUACCAGAACUAAACCAGAACUAAACCAGGUCUAAACCAGAACUAAACCAGAACUAAACCAGAACUAAACCAGAACUAAACCAGGUCUAAACCAGAACUAAACCAGGUCUAAACCAGAACUAAACCAGGACUAAACCAGGACUAAACCAGAAUUAAACCAGUUUUUCCGCUGAUUAAACUUUGUCACAGUUUGUGUAAAAAUGAAACUCGUCGUUCUGUUUUGUCAGAUUUUAUUUUAUGAUUAAAACUUUGAUUCCAAACUUUUUCACGGCAAAA
Boleophthalmus pectinirostris (great blue-spotted mudskipper) is the source of this 2000-nucleotide messenger RNA. RefSeq names its product C-X-C chemokine receptor type 1-like. Gene Ontology annotation, cellular component: membrane. The coding region runs from base 214 to 1410 and encodes 398 amino acids. Gene Ontology annotation, molecular function: G protein-coupled receptor activity. NCBI's taxonomy places the organism in Eukaryota, Metazoa, Chordata, Actinopteri, Gobiiformes, Gobiidae. The transcript has 6 exons. Gene Ontology annotation, biological process: immune response; G protein-coupled receptor signaling pathway. The record is from RefSeq and is a predicted model, not a curated record.